Vicia villosa (hairy vetch) is the source of this 921-nucleotide messenger RNA. RefSeq lists its product as uncharacterized. The record is from RefSeq and is a predicted model, not a curated record. Lineage: Eukaryota; Viridiplantae; Streptophyta; Magnoliopsida; Fabales; Fabaceae. The coding region runs from base 1 to 921 and encodes 306 amino acids. The transcript has 4 exons.
AUGGAAAUUGAUGAGUUGAAAUCAGGCAUGAUUAAGCUUACCGAGAUGAUGCAAGUGUUGAUGGCUAGGACUGAUCCACCUCAGAGGACUGUUAUUUCCGAAGUCUCCACUGCUGUUGUUGAUCCUUUACAGAUAUUCCAACCUCCGGUCUUUUCUGAACCUCCACCUGUUGUUCAUACUACUGCUCAAGCUGUUCCAGCUCGUUAUGACAAUCCUCUCUAUGAUUACCGUUCUGCUGGUUCUCGAAGUGUUAGUCAAGGAGAUUGUGGUGAAGUUGAAGAAGUCCGUGAGCAAUAUCAGGCAUUGGAAAAGAGACUAAGAGCUAUGGAAGGAAACAAUUUCUUUAGUGUGAAUGCUGAUAACAUGGGUCUCGUUUCAAAUCUUGUCAUGCCUUCCAAGUUCAAAAAUAUGGCUCAGAAGGAAAAGGAAUCUUUCAAGGAAUAUGCUCAACGUUGGAGAGAAUUGGCUUCCCAAGUUGAACCACCUUUGUCUGAGAAGGAAUUAACUAGCUUGUUCAUGGAUACCCUUUCUCCUUUCUUUUGGGAGAAGAUGAUUGGAAGUGUGUCUUCAAACUUCACUGAUUUGGUAACAAUUGGUCAAAGGCUAGAAGAAGGAAUCAGGAAAGGAAAAGUGUCUGUUGCUGUUGAUUCUUCAAAGAAACCUUUUGGGGGCUUCCAAAAGAAGAAAGAGAAUGAGACUAAUGCUGUGUCAGAUGACAGAAGAAGAUUUCACCGUAGACCUCAAAAUGGUGAUCAACCUUAUGUAUCUGCUGUCACUCCUGUGCGAGUUCAAGCUCCUCAACCUCAGGUUGCCAACCAGAAUCAGAAUCGCGAUAGGACUCACUUCGAUCCUAUUCCUAUGACUUACACUGACCUAUAUCCCGCGCUGGUCCGAAAAGGCCUUGGUGCAAGAGUUGGUUAG